GCGUCCUGCAAAAAGCAUCAGGGAGGGGCUCUGGGGAAAGGUGCCGGGUGUCCCUUCCUUUUGCGGUAGGAAGCAGGACCUAUAGGCACAGAGGAGCUAGGCACAGGGGCCAGGGAGGCUUGGGUGGACCUCAGCCCUGACCCGGGAAGGAGUGAGGAAGUGAGGACCCGGGAAGGAGUGUGUGCCUGAGGAGAAGCUGGGGGUGCUGGGAGGACCUGAGGGGUGCCACUGUUGGGCCACAGGCUGUGGCCACAGGGUAUGACUCGGAGCACUCCCCUUCCUGUCUCAGUGUGCCCAGCUGCGAGCCUGGCCUUAAAGGAUCCCUCUCCUGCCCUCUUCUGCUGUAUCCGGGCGCCAGGGUUAGCCUGACAGACACUGGGACACGUGACGCAGACCCUUACUGAGGCCUGGCUAGGGGCCAGCAUGUGUCUGAGUGGUUUCCUCACAUCCUUUCAGCAGCACUAUGAGGUGGGGUCCUCAUCCCCAUUUCCCAGAUAGGGAGACUAAGGCCUAUGAAGGAAGGGUGGAGUCUGGUCCACACCCUAGUGGGUGGUACAGCUAAGCCCACAGUUGUUUUCUUUCUACUGCACCAGCUGCCUCAGAGUCAAGGCCUGGGACGUGGGCCAAGGGGGCUGCUGCAGGACCCUGAAGGGUGAGGAGAGUUUGUGCCACAGAGGCGAGGAGGCAGCGAUGCCAUGCGGGGACCUGCAGGAGCCAGGCCUGAGCCGGCGUGAUGCUGAAGAUGACCUUCCAAGGCUUUCCAGGCCAGCAGCCUGCGCCAGGGGCCCUUGACUUCCCCGGAAGCCCCCAGAAGUUGCCCUUCGCCUCGGAGGCGGAGUCAGAAGCCUCCAUGUCCGAGGCCUCCUCCGAGGACCUGGUGCCACCCCUGGAGGCCGAGGAAGCCCCAGACAGGGAUGGAGAAGAGGCUGCGAAGAAGAAGAAGAAGAAGAAGAAGUCGAAAGGCCUGGCCAACAUGUUUAGCGUCUUCACCAAAGGGAGGAAGAAGAAGAGUCAGCCCAGCUCAGCAGAGACAGAGGGCGACACUGAGCCCCAGCCCCGGCCGGCUGGCCGGCUGCCCACAGUGGAGGAGCUCAAGGCCGACCUGGAGCACGGGCGGCUGGAGGCGGCGGGGCCGCUGCUGGCGCUGGAGCGGGAGCUGCAGGCGGCGGUGGCGGCGGGCGGCAUGAGCGACGAGGAGCUGCUGCGGCGCCAGAGCAAGGUGGAGGCGCUGUACGUGCUGCUGCGCGACCAGGUGCUCGGCCUGCUGCGCCGGCCGCUGGAGGCGGCGCCGGAGCGGCUGCGCCGGGCUCUGGCCGUGCUGGCCGAGCAGGAGCGCGAGGACCGCGCGGCGGCGGCGGCGGCGGCGGCGGCGGCGGCGGGGCCCUCGGCGCUGGCGGCCACGCGGCCCCGGCGCUGGCUGCAGCUGUGGCGGCGCGGCGUGGCGCAGGCGGCCGAAGAGCGCCUGGGCCAGCGGCCGGCCGCGGCUGCCGAGGGCCGCACGGAGGCCGAGCGCGCCUUCCUGCACAUGGGCCGCACCAUGAAGGAGGACCUGGAGGCCGUGGUGGAGCGGCUGAAGCCGCUGUUCCCUGCCGAGUUCGCCGUGGUGGCGGCCUACGCCCAGAGCUACCACGAGCACUUCGCGGCGCACCUGGCGGACUUGGCGCAGUUCGAGCUGAGCGAACGCGACACCUACGUGCUGCUGCUCUGGGUGCAGAACCUCUACCCCAAUGACAUCAUCAACAGCCCCAAGCUGGCCGGUGAGCUGCAAGGAGUCAGGCUUGGGAGCCUCCUGUCCCCCAAGCAGAUCCGGCUGCUGGAGGCCACGUUCCUCUCCAAUGAGGUGGACAGCGUGAAGGAGCUGAUGGCCCGCGCCCUGGAGCUGGAGUCGCAGCGCUGGAGCCAGGAUGUGGCUCCCCAGAGGCUGGACGGCCACUGCCACAGUGAGCUGGCCAUUGACAUCAUCCAGAUCAUCUCCCAGGGCCAGGCCAAGGCCGAGAGCAUCACCCUUGACCUGGGCACGCAGAUAAAGCACAUGCUGUUGGUGGAGCUGGCUGCGUUCCUCAAGAGCUACCAGCGUUCCUUUGAUGAAUUUCUGGAGAGGUGCAAACAGCUGAGAAAUUACAGGGCCAAUGUCAUCGCCAACAUCAACAACUGCCUCUCCUUCCGGAUGUUCGUGGACCAGAAGUGGCAGAUACCACAGGACCUCCCGAGCCACCUGCUGAGCCCCCUGAAUGAGCUCAAGAGUCAUGGCGUUGAUACCCUGCUCCAGAACCUGUUUGGGGUCCUGAAGCCGCUGUUCAAGAGGUUCACGCAGACCCGCUGGGCGGCCCCCGCGCAGACCCUGGAGGAAAUUAUCUCCGUGGUGGACGAGAGGCUGCCCGAGUUCUCUGAACUGCAGGACUGUUUCCGGGAGGAGCUCAUGGAGGCUGUACACCUGCACCUGGUGAAGGAGUACAUCAUCCGCCUCAGCAAGCGGCGCCUGGUCCUCAACACGGCAGAGAAGCAGCAGCAGCUGGCGGGGCACAUCCGGGCCAACGCCGAGCUCAUCCAGCACUUCUGCACUCAGAACGGCUCCCCGGCCACCUGGCUGCAUCGUGCCCUCCCCACGCUCGCGGAGAUUAUUCGCCUGCAAGACCCCAGUGCCAUCAAGAUCGAGGUGGCCACGUAUGCCACCUGGUACCCUGACUUCAGCAAAGGCCACCUGAGUGCCAUCCUGGCCGUCAAGGGGAAUCUGUCCAGCAGUGAAGUCAGGAGCAUCCGGAGCAUCCUAGACAUCAACACAGGGGCGCACGAGCCCUCCAAGUCCCUAUUUUCACUUAUAAAGGGCUGUGUUGAGCUGGGCUCAGCCAGGGCGUGGAAUGGAAGGCAGAACUGGAGGCGAGAAAAGGGAAGGAUGAGCUCUCAUCUGGGACCUGGAAAGGGGCCUGUGGGGUCACAUGGCAAGCUGGGGGCAGGGCUGGCAUCAGAGCCCCUGCAGCUCAGCCCCUGACCCUUCUCUGCUUCCCCAUGGGCUUCCCCUGAGGAUGGGUCCAGGAGGGGCAAGGACCUCCUGGGUUUUCUCGGCCUCCGCCUUCCCCCACACGGAGACAGGCCCAAGGGUGCCUCUGUGGGUCCUCCCCUGGAAGUCAGGCUGAGGUCUGGGCAGGGCAAGCUUGACUUCUGACUCCUUGGCCUCUGGAUUAGUUUCCUAUUGCCACUUCAGCAAACUUCCACAAGCUUAGUAGCUUAAAACAAGAACUCUCUUUCAGUUGUGGAGGUCAGAAGUCUCACAUGGGUCUAGUGGGCUUAAGCCAAGGUGUCAGCCGGGCUGGUUCCUUCUGGACGCUCUGGCGGGGCAUUUCCUUGCCUUUUCCAGUUUUUAGAGGCCGGCCUCCCCUAUUUCUUGGCUAGUGGCCCCCUUCCAUCUCCAAAGCCAGCAAUGGCCGGUCGAUCUCUUUUUCACAUCUCAGUACCCCUCUCCUGCCUCCAUCUUCCUUCCUUAAGGACCCCAGUGAUGACCUUUGACCCACCCAGACAAUGACCUUUGACCUACCCAGACAAUCCAGGAUCCUCUUCUGAUGUUAAGUUCAGCUGAUUAGCAACCUUAAUUCCACCUGACCCCUUAACUCCUCUUUGCCUUGGAACCUGACGUAGUCACAGGUCCAGGGAUGAGGACGUGGGCAUCUUUGCGGGGGGGGCGUUAUUUUACCUACCACAGCCUCCACCCAUCCCCCUUGUUCUACCCCAGGAAAACAUGGGUUCAGUUACCCUCCUUGGCCUCUGCUUACCCCAGAGACUCUCGGCAGUCAGACUUAGGCACGACUCCACCUCGCCUGCGCCUCUGGGCACGCCGUGACGGGGUUUGCAGCCAGCUCUCUUGGGUUUGUGCUGCCUCUUUCCAGGUACUGUGGCCAGAAACUGGCCCGUGUAAAUGGUGCACAAAGGCCUGUGUACAUUUGUAGGAGUUAGCAUGUUUGAUGUUAUUAUUAUUAUUUUUGAUAGUACUGCUUUUGUAUGUGUUUUUUUAUAACAUGAUCUUGGUUUUUAUAGCUUGAUAUAAAGCUGAUUUCAAAAGUG
Messenger RNA from Balaenoptera ricei (Rice's whale), 4056 nucleotides. It is a transcript of the gene TNFAIP2, whose product is annotated as TNF alpha induced protein 2. Gene Ontology annotation, biological process: exocytosis; exocyst localization. The transcript has 13 exons. The record is from RefSeq and is a predicted model, not a curated record. Bases 734 to 2989 code for a protein of 751 amino acids. Gene Ontology annotation, molecular function: SNARE binding. Gene Ontology annotation, cellular component: exocyst. Lineage: Eukaryota; Metazoa; Chordata; Mammalia; Artiodactyla; Balaenopteridae.